GCCGGCGAGGCCGCGCCGCGCGGGGGACAAUGGGGUGGGAGCGGGCCCACUGUGGGCGCCAGGGGGCGGGCAGGAAGUGCCGCACGGCCGCGCCCCCUCCUGCUCGCCCACCCCCGGCGCGUCGCGGCGGGGCCGCUCUGGAGGUGGCGGCGGGACCGUGGAUCCCACCGGCCCCGGCACCGCGGACCCCACCGGCACUGGGAACGGGGCACGGCACCAGAGCAGCACCGGGCACCAGCUGGCCCCCGGCCAUGGCGUGCAGCCUUAAGGAUGAGCUGCUGUGCUCCAUCUGCCUGAGCAUCUACCAGGAUCCUGUGGGGCUAGGCUGCGAGCACUACUUCUGCCGCCGCUGCAUCACCGAGCACUGGGUGCGCCAGGAGCCGCAGGGCACCCGYGACUGCCCCGAGUGCCGCCGCACCUUCCCCGAGCCCACGCUGGCCCCCAGCCUCAAGCUGGCCAACAUUGUGGAGCGCUACAGCGCCUUCCCCCUGGACGCCAUCCUCGGGGCCCAGCGCAGCCCCUUCCCCUGCAAGGACCAUGAAAAGGUGAAGCUUUUCUGCCUCACCGACCGUGCCGUUGUCUGCUUCUUCUGUGAUGAGCCAGCCAUGCAUGAGCAGCACCAGGUCACCAAUGUGGACGACGCCUUUGAGGAGCUGCAGCGAGAGCUGAAGGAGCAGCUCCAGGGGCUGCAGGAGAGCGAGCGUGGCCACACGGAAGCCCUGCAGCUCCUCAAGAAGCAGCUAGCUGAGACCAAGUCCUCAGCCAAGUGCCUGCGGGUGACGAUUGGGGAGGCGUUUGAGCGGCUGCACCGGCUGCUGCGGGAGCGGCAGAAGGCGAUGCUGGAGGAGCUGGAGGCCGACACGGCGCGGACACUCAGCGACAUCGAGCACAAGAUCCAGCGCUACAGCCAGCAGCUCCGCAAGGUGCAGGAGGGUACCCAGAUCCUGCAGGAGCGCCUGGCCGAGGCAGAUAAACACAUCUUCCUGGCCGGUGUGGCAUCCCUGUCUGAGAGGCUGAAGGGGAAGAUCCAUGAGACCAACCUGACCUAUGAGGAUUUCCCCACCUCCAAGUACAUGGGCCCCCUGCAGUACACCAUUUGGAAAUCCCUCUUCCAGGACAUCCAUCCCGUGCCAGCAGCACUGACCCUGGACCCUGGCACUGCCCACCACCGCCUCAUCCUGUCGGACGACUGCACCAUCGUGGCCUAUGGCAACCUGCACCCGCAGCCGCUGCAGGACUCGCCCCGGCGCUUCGAUGUGGAAGUGUCAGUGCUGGGCACUGAGGCCUUUGGUGCCGGGGUGCACUACUGGGAGGUGGUGGUGUCCGAAAAAACCCAGUGGAUGAUCGGCCUGGCCCACGAGGCUGUGACCCGCAAGGGCAGCAUCCAGAUCCAGCCGAGCCGUGGGUUCUACUGCAUCGUGAUGCACGACGGGAACCAGUACAGCGCCUGCACCGAGCCCUGGACGCGGCUCAACGUCAAGGGCAAGCUGGAGAAGGUGGGCGUCUUCCUGGACUACGACAAAGGGCUCCUCAUCUUCUACAACGCUGAUGACAUGUCUUGGCUCUACACCUUCCGGGAGAGGUUUCCCGGGAAGCUGUGCUCGUAUUUCAGUCCUGGGCAGAGCCAUGCCAACGGGAAGAAUGUCCAGCCGCUGCGAAUCAACACUGUCCGUAUCUAACGGGGUUUUGAGUGUCUCCUCACCCUGCUGGGUGUUUUCCCACUCCAGGAACUGGACCUGGUGUUGGGCAGGAUCCGGCAUUCCGCCCAAUUCUCAGUCCUGUGUUUCCAGGGAAUCCUGGUGCAGGAGACUGGGAUAUGGCAAUAAAAAAUUUGGAGAGAAGGGGCUGGGUGGUGGAGAGCCCCAGGGUGGCAGUGCUGGGAUGGGCUGGGGGCAYCAUCUGUGCUGGGGCCAUUGUGCCCUGGUCUGUGGCACUGUGCCAUGGCAGGGGUCUGUCACUGUGCCAGSGGUGCCACACUGUGCUGAGGGGCAUUGUACCCUGUUGUAUGACACUGUGCCAUGGUGGGCUGUGCCAUGGCAGGUGUCUCUCAUCAUGCUGGGGGCACCAUAUGGGUGGCACAUUGUGUCGGGGGUCACCAUGCCAUGGGACGUGUACUGUGAUGUGUGUGCCACAGGUAUUGCACCRUGCCCUGAUGUGCCAUGCCAUAUGUGCUGUGCCAUGUGUGCUGUGCUGGGUCAGGCUGGGCCACGCUGUYGCAACCCUGGGCAGGGCUCCAUGCAUCUGUGUAGGGCUCCAUGUGUCCGUGUAGGGGACACUGCUUGUGUUGGAAUGUACAGGGGGAUGUAUAGGARGUGGGCUGUGUAGGGUGGGCUGUACAGAGGGUCUGAUAUAU
Messenger RNA from Malurus melanocephalus (red-backed fairy wren), 2353 nucleotides. It is a transcript of the gene TRIM62, whose product is annotated as tripartite motif containing 62. The transcript is spliced from 6 exons. Bases 30 to 1679 code for a protein of 549 amino acids. NCBI's taxonomy places the organism in Eukaryota, Metazoa, Chordata, Aves, Passeriformes, Maluridae. Gene Ontology annotation, biological process: innate immune response; positive regulation of canonical NF-kappaB signal transduction. Gene Ontology annotation, molecular function: zinc ion binding; protein binding. The record is from RefSeq and is a predicted model, not a curated record.